GAAAAGAACGCUGGUGCCAUUUACCCGAGUGAGGACACUGAUUUGCCAACUAGUAAGGAUAGUUCCAAAAGGAAUGAAGCUUCUUCAGAAUUGCGUGCAUGGAAAUUUCUUUCCUCCCAAGGGGGGCGCAGAAGAAGAAGAGAAUUUGAAUCCAAGUCCUCCAUUGGAAUUCGGGGUCGAGACAUCCACUUUUGAAUCCAAGCCCUUCAACUAUUUUAAAUUUCUUUUUAUCUAUACAUUUUAGAGGUGGUGAGGUCUGCACAUUCACUUGUACCUAGCAGGGUAUCACCACCAACAUCUAUAUCUUGCAGCUCAUAUAUGCCCAAUGUUCAUAUAUGUCCAAGGUUGGGUGUUGUGUGUUUGGGUGUACUGGAUAUGAGCUGCUACCUCAUUUAGCCAAAUGAACUACCAAGAUAUAAGAAUGAUCAGGUCCACACGUUCCUAUGUGACUAUCAGAGUAGUUGUCGCCAAUAUUUAUUUCUUGGAAGCUCAUUUUGCAGCAUUAGCUGUUAUCCUGUACCCCCACCACCACCACACACGUGCACAUUUCAAGCAUGUUCUAGGGAUCUAAACAGGAAAACAUGGACGGACAACAAACUGUCAUGCGUCAAGUUCUGAAAACUGUACACAAAGCAGAACUUCCAUGCACAAUUCAUGUGUCUGACACAGUGCUGCUUCGCGUUUGAAGUGUCUGUGUACCAAGGUUACAUGUUGUAAUUCUGCAGUAUCUUCAGUAGUGAAGUUGGUUUGUGUUUUUGGUCGGCUCUUAAUAGAUUAAUUCUCUUCUAAGAAUUCUUUCAUAUGGUCUCUGACAUGAAUUCGGUUUUUAACUCUGUAUCAGGAUUAGACAAGGAGUCAUCAUUAAUAUCGUACUCAUAAUUUGCUUAGCCACAUUCCUUCUGUUGUUCGAUUGGUGUUCAUGGCGAAUCAUCAGGCAACCAUUGGGACCAUUUUACCUUACACAUCCUUUUCUGUUAUCAGCAGCUUUAUCAGCAAGUGCUGGAUGGUUUUAUGUUCCUAUAGUUGAUAGCAUGAAUAUUCAUCAAAUCCUUCGGAAAGAAGGCCCUACUAUGCACUACAUUAAAAAGGGAACCCCUACAAUGGGUGGAUUAUUUUUCAUACCAAUUGGCAUUGCUGUGGCUAGAGGUAUAGCUGGUCAGAGUUCUGCACAACUUUAUGGAGCAACAGUUGCAACUCUUGCAUUUGCAGCAAUUGGGUUAUUUGAUGAUUUACUUAGUUGUAUGAAAGGUCACAAUCAUGGAUUACCAGGAUGGAUUAAACUUAUGUUUCAGGUUACUAUUGGGACGUGGUUUUCCUUUUGGUUGGAAUCAACAAAUGUGACAACCCCAUACAACAUGAAGUUGGUAGUUCCUCUUCCUGCACCUCUUGGCCUUGUGCAUUUGGGGAAAGGCUAUCUGGUUUUGUCUGCAUUCUGUUUUGCUGCUAUGAGCAAUGGGGUUAACUUGACGGAUGGGCUUGAUGGCUUGGCUGGUGGGGUUUCCGCAUGGGCGUUUAUAGGAAUGUCGGUUGCUGUAAUUGCAAUAUGUCCUGACCUUGCUAUUUUUGGAGCAUCAAUGGCUGGAGCUUGUGUAGGAUUUCUGUAUCAUAAUAGGUACAAAGCUUCAAUAUUCAUGGGUGAUACUGGAUCCUUGGCAUUGGGUGGAGCCCUUGCUGCAAUGGCCUCUUGCACAGGAAUGUUUUUCCCAUUAUUUAUAUCCUCUGGUGUCUUCGUCAUGGAAGUAUUAUCAGUCAUAAUGCAGGUUUCCUUUGUGAAGGCCACCAAACAUCUGCAUGGGACUGGCAGGCGCUUCUUUCGGAUGGCACCUGUGCAUCACCAUUUUGAGUUAUGUGGUAUAAAAGAGCCAAUGAUUGUUGCAAGUGCAUACUUCAUAUCGUGCAUAUUUGCUCUGUUUGCUGGAUAUAUUGGUCUUAUUUCGGCUUAGAUUGAGACAUAUGGAACUCUUUUCUCAAGCUUUCCCGCAGUGUGUCUAUGCCUCUAUUAUAAUUUUUAGCACAUCAUUUGGUCCAACGUUUGCCUUCUCUCCAAGGUUGAAUUAUGGCAGACUCAGCCUCACCGAUUACUAUGGGUUGGCGUUUUACAUAGCAGUAAAGAUUUCAGCUGAAAAUUCAGAACUGCUCCUCCACUGGGAAAUGAGCAUUUGCUCAUUUUCUUUAUCUAUGCAGUCGAGGGUGGAAGUUCGAAAGUUUGUAGUCUCAAUAUUUGUUGUCCGUUUUUCAAUGUUCAACUUGUUUAAAUGUAUAGCUUUAGGUGAACUAGAAAUAUGGUAUUCUAAAGCAAAACAUUUGCACAAGGCCUGUUUAUCGAUAGGCAAUCUUAUUCCUUUGUUAUUUUGGUUAUUAUUCAUCUAAAUAGACGACAUCUAUAAAAUUCAAGUAUAUACAUUGAUGAACUUUGGAA
This is a messenger RNA of Asparagus officinalis (garden asparagus), 2419 nucleotides long. Its product is annotated as phospho-N-acetylmuramoyl-pentapeptide-transferase homolog. Gene Ontology annotation, molecular function: phospho-N-acetylmuramoyl-pentapeptide-transferase activity. The record is from RefSeq and is a predicted model, not a curated record. The transcript is spliced from 6 exons. The coding region runs from base 1032 to 1943 and encodes 303 amino acids. Gene Ontology annotation, biological process: cell wall macromolecule biosynthetic process; cell wall organization. NCBI's taxonomy places the organism in Eukaryota, Viridiplantae, Streptophyta, Magnoliopsida, Asparagales, Asparagaceae. Gene Ontology annotation, cellular component: membrane.